AUGGACCCACGGACGGAUGCCUGGGUCGUCUACACCUUCCGGCCGCGCCCUCUGCCAAGAGGGGUCUUGGACGCAGAGCAGCGUUCGCAGGAUCUGACCGUGACCUUUGUCUGCGCCACCUGCCCUGGCCGCACACGGGCUGGCACGGAAGGCAGCGUAUCGGCGGGCGGCGCGGUCGGCGGGGCGGCGGCGGAGCCCGCGCCCCCCGACGGGCCGGAGGCGGGCGCGCCGGCGGUGGCCGAGGCCGUGGCGCCGGGCUCGCUGGCGCUGCUGGAGCCCGACGUGAGCCCGCCGCCGCCGCCCCGGCAGUCGCCGCCCGACGUGUUCGCCGGCUUCGCGCCCCACCCCGCGGCCCUGGGCCCCCCGACGCUGCUGGCCGAGCAGAUGAGCGUGAUCGGCAGCCGCAAGAAGAGCGUGAACAUGACCGAGUGCGUGCCCGUGCCCAGCUCCGAGCACGUCGCCGAGAUCGUGGGUCGCCAGGGGUGCAAGAUCAAGGCUCUGCGUGCGAAGACAAACACGUACAUCAAGACGCCGGUGCGCGGGGAGGAGCCGGUGUUCAUCGUGACCGGCCGCAAGGAGGACGUGGAGAUGGCCAAGCGGGAGAUCCUGUCCGCCGCCGAGCACUUCUCCGUGAUCCGCGCCACGCGCAGCAAGGCCGGCGGGCUGCCGGGCACCGCGCAGGGGCCGCCCAACCUGCCGGGACAGACCACCAUCCAGGUGCGCGUGCCCUACCGCGUGGUGGGGCUGGUGGUGGGGCCCAAGGGCGCCACGAUCAAACGCAUCCAGCAGCGGACCCACACGUACAUCGUCACGCCCGGGCGCGACAAGGAGCCGGUGUUCGCCGUGACGGGCAUGCCCGAGAACGUGGACCGCGCGCGCGAGGAGAUCGAGGCGCACAUCACGCUGCGCACCGGCGCCUUCACCGACGCGGGCCCUGACAGUGACUUCCACGCCAACGGCACCGACGUCUGUCUGGACCUGCUCGGAACGGCCGCCGGCCUCUGGGCCAAGGCCCCCAACCCGGGCCGGCGGCCCCCCGCACCUGCAGCCGGCCUCCGCGGGGACGGGGCUCUGGGCGCCUCCGGGGGCCCCGAGGCCUUCUACGCGGGGGGCCGCGGGGGGCCGCCGGUGCCCGAUGCGGGCCCCGCCAGCCCCUACGGAGGCUCGGGCAAUGGGGGCUUCACCUUUGGUGGGGACGGCCCGGGGGCCCCUUCGGGGCCGCCCGCCCCCGAGGACUGUGACUUUGGCUUCGAUUUCCUGGCGCUGGACCUGACCGUGCCCGCCGCCGCCACCAUCUGGGCGCCCUUCGAGCGAGCUGCGCCGCUGCCCGCCUUCAGCAGCUGCUCGGCCGUCAACGGGGCCUCCGCGCCCCCCGCCCCCGGCGCCCGGCGCAGCAGCGGGGCCGGCACGCCGCGCCACUCGCCCACGCUGCCCGAGCCCGGGGGCCUGGCCCUGGAGCUCCCGCUGGCCCGCCGCGGCGCGCCCGACCCAGUGGGCGCCCUGGCCUGGCGGCCGGCGCAGGGCGCGCUGUCGUCCUUCUCCGGCGGCGGCGCCGGCUUCCCCGCGGCCGCUUCGCUGCCCAGCGGCUCCUCGGCCUCCGCGUGCCCCGCCCUGGACUCCGGCGCCCCCGAGGGCGGCCGCAAGCCCCCCGCGGCCGCACCAUCGGCCGCCCCGACCCCGACCCCGGCCGCGCCCGCCCCGGCCUCAGCGCGGGAAUGCGUGGUGUGCGCCGAGGGCGAGGUGAUGGCCGCGCUGGUCCCCUGCGGCCACAACCUCUUCUGCAUGGACUGCGCCGUCCGCAUCUGCGGCAAGAGCGAGCCCGAGUGCCCGGCCUGCCGCACGCCCGCCACCCAGGCCAUUCAUAUCUUUUCGUAGCGGUGCGGCUCGCCGCCGCAGGCCCGGGGGGCGGCGCGGAGGGGGCGGC
This is a messenger RNA of Enhydra lutris kenyoni (northern sea otter), 1924 nucleotides long. RefSeq names its product mex-3 RNA binding family member D. The coding region runs from base 1 to 1875 and encodes 624 amino acids. Gene Ontology annotation, molecular function: RNA binding. The record is from RefSeq and is a predicted model, not a curated record. NCBI's taxonomy places the organism in Eukaryota, Metazoa, Chordata, Mammalia, Carnivora, Mustelidae. The transcript is spliced from 4 exons.